AUGGUAGUCGACCCGGUGGCAGUCAAAUCUCCAAGAGGAGGCGAGAUCGGAGGCUUGCACAUGUCCGCCUCUUUUAUGACACAGGUGCCUUCCGCCGAGUCAAUGCUCGACGACACGUCGUCGAGGGAUGAGGAGGACUUCGACCAAAACCAUCCCGAGAUAUCGAACCUGAAGCUUGUCUUCAGCACGCUGGAGCGGGGGCUCCCCUCCCUCCGCCGCGGGUGGCGUACGCCAGAUCCAUCUCCCACGCGGAGGGGUCUUCCCAAGUGUGCCCCUUAUGCAGAGCUCCUCGAAGAGAAAGCGCCGGCCGAGGAGCGUGGACGCGAUGCGCCGAAGGAUGACGAGGGCGACAAUACCCCCAGCCCAGGCAGAGGGCUGCGAUUCCGAACGCCCUCACCAGAGCCGAUCAUGCCCAUGCCUGCUGUGCCAGCCAUCUUCCCUUGGCCCAUCGUGGCCGAAGCUGAGCACGGUCCGACGAGCAUGCAGUACAAAUGGUGUGUCUCCAUCGGCUCCCAGGGCCAUCCGUAUAACUGCGCGCCUGCAUGCAAGUACGCCGCCAAAUCCAAAGGUUGCAAGGACGGCGUCAACUGUGACCGUUGCCACCUGUGUCGACGGUGCGCCGUGUCUUACGCUGAAUGCGUUAAGGAGACGGAAGAGGUGCCGGAGGUGCCCAUCAAAGGGAGGGCGGCCGCGCCACGCGCUGACCUGCGCACGCGGACUCCCUCUCCGAAGGUUGGGCCCAACUUCGUCACGGACUCCUAUUUGCAGAAGGUUGCGCAGGCGCCUGGCCAGUCCCGGGGUCGGGAUUCCGAAUCGCCAGAGGAGGUGGAGCAGAGGGUCUUACACUAUCCCUUGAGCAUCUCUGCUGGCUCGCAAGGACACCCAUUCUCAUGCAGCCCUGCAUGCAAGUACGCAAACCGAGGCAAGGGCUGCAAAGACGGUGCGCAGUGUGACCACUGCCACCUCUGCACAUGGAAAAAGCCCAUCACUCAGAACCGUACCCGCCCGCGGAAGCCGAGGCAGAGAGGUGACGAUGCAUGA
Messenger RNA from Symbiodinium natans, 1041 nucleotides. The record is from the annotation of a GenBank genome assembly. NCBI's taxonomy places the organism in Eukaryota, Dinophyceae, Suessiales, Symbiodiniaceae.